AUGGUAAAACUUGAUGAACCAUUCACAGGUGUUUGUGAAUGUUUUCGUCUGAAUGGCGGUGAUGACUGUUCCCUCCAGCUGUGUCCAGACAACUGUGGGGAGUCAGCUGAUAGGGGCAAGUGUGAGGUUCAUGAUGGCAAAGCUAGAUGCUCUUGCAAUCAGGGUUUUGUUGGUGAUGAUUGUUCUCUUGAUGAUCAGAAUUAUGUUGGAAACACCUGGUCUGUGGUUUCAAGAUCUGGUCCUGGUAGGCUUCCUCCCAGAACAAGACAUGCGUCAGUUUAUCAUGAGGAACUAGACCUGUUGUAUGUUUAUGGUGGAUUUGAUCUGAAUUCAGCUCUAGAUGAUUUCCUUGUUUACUCAUUUAAAGAGAACUCCUGGAUGGAGGUUGAAAACAAUAACAGAACUAACAGAUGGGAUGGCACCUAUGUCCUUGAUCCAGUCAUGUCUGCCCCAACCUUCAGUACUUCCCAUUUAUUGAGUUCAACUCCCACACUUCAUUCCUCCUCCACACAUAAAUCAGUUUCCACAAGGGAAAGUUCAGCUAAGAGAGGUAGUGCAUCCAAUGGGACGCUUACUGAUAAUUCUGUUUUUGAUGAAAAUGACUUUGUUCCACACAGAGGUGAUAUAGCUUUGCAAAGCAGUGAUAGAAGAGAAGACUUAUCUGAGGACAGUGAUAAUUCGGGAAGGGUUCUUGAUGUAACAACAGCUGACAAUGAGGGAAAAACACUGACAAAGAGCAAGAGGUCACCCAUGAUGAAAGACAGAGGCACAUCUAGAGCAGAGAGUCCCAAGAACUUCAGAACCUCUUCUGAGUUUAUGAAAUCCCAAAACUCUAGAAAUAAGUCUAGAUCUGGAUCCCCAGGGGCCCUGGAGGGACAUGCUAUGGUCAAGAUUCCAGGAGGACUUCUUCUGUUUGGAGGAAAAACAAAGAAUGGAUCCCUCAGUAACAAACUAUGGAGGUUUGACCUGAAAGAGAAAUAUUGGAGCUUAGUUGGUGAUGGUUCAUCUUUAACUCCUGCCGCAGUCUGGCUUCACAGCAUGACUGUAGCAGAACAAUUUGUUUAUAUUCUUGGCGGCUCAACAGUCGGCGGUAAAGUAGUCUCAAACCUGUUCAGAAUCUCAAUAAAUAAUCUCAAGGAGUGGGAGGAAGUAAAAGUAUUAGGAGGAAAACUUCAAACCCUUCGUUUAACAGGUCACAUAACUGUGUACCAUGCCGCAUCAAACUCCCUGUUUGUACACGGAGGCCUUGUACCUGAUGUACCCCGGUUCAGUAAACUUAGCAAUCAGCUGUUCUCCCUCCACCUGGGCUCCAGGGUCUGGUCUAAUAUUCAGUAUCCAAGAAGUAAUUGGAGUCCUCCUGAACUUGCAUUUCACUCUGCUACCCUGGUCGGCAACUAUCUUGUAAUAUUUGGAGGCUAUACUCACAAACAUAACAGCUAUGAAGAAUGUUAUUCCUCUGGGGUAUAUCUCUACAGUCUGGAAUGUCAUACCUGGAUCAGCCAAAAGGCCAUGGAGCAUAACCCUCCUGGGUCAGAUUACCCGUUCAGCUACGGAAUGUUUGGAAACAGCAUGUUUACUCGGAAUCAGUCUCAGAUAAUUCUUUUAGGAGGGUUCCAUGGAGUAGUUUCAGGAGAUGUUGUGAGUUUGACGCUACCAAGUACUUUAUCCUCCCUGGAUACUCCUUGCCAUCUGUAUGGUCUAUACAAUGCUUGUGCUGCAAACCCAAAGUGUGGUUGGUGUGGAUCAUCUGGAAAAUGCAUGAGAAACCUUGAAACCUUUUCCUGCACGGGCAACCUUCUCGCUACAGGGUGUCCAGGUGUUUGUUCCACACUCGGCACUUGUCACAGUUGCACCUCACAAGGAAGUGGAGAAUGCAGAUGGUGUGUAAGAUCUGGGAAAUGCUACAACAAGAAUGGUCUCUAUCAAUGCAAACGCACAUACGCAGACAGAAAUGGACCCUGGUGGUUGAAUGAGGAGCAGGAAUUAAACACACCCGAGCAGUGCACUAAAUCAGAUAUAAGACCUGGGCUGACAUUAUCAAGAUAUGAUUUCCCAGCAGAUUUAUCCAGACCAGACCAUGUUGAGACCCUGAACUCCUCUCAAGUAUUCUUCAACUCUCCUAAAUUAAGGGGUGAGAGAGAACUGAAAUUGGCGGGAAAAUCUCAAGUGACGUAUUUAAUGCGUGGAACAAUACUUCCGGUCAGGAAUCCCAAUGUGAAGUUGGAACAGCUGAAGAUAUGUAUUGGACAGGCGUCUGCUUCUCUUUAUAUGUUCUCUAAUCCUCCUGAUCUGCAAUAUCAGAAGAUUAUUGACAUCAAACAUCCAGCAGAGGUUAGCAGUGGGUUUACUCCAACCUGUCAACCUGUUUUCUGGGCUGACACACAUCCUAUAUUCCUCUACCUAAACUUUGCAUAUUCUCUCAAAUUGUUUGGCUGGAGGAAUAUAUCCACCUCCCAUACCUCCAGUAUGAGAUUAGAGGAGGGAGGCUCUGUUUAUAAACUGGAGGCGCUCCAACCCUUCAUGCAGGAAUCUUGUAAAUCUAGGACGAAUUGUUUGUCUUGUAUGGAGGACGCAGAUUGUGCCUGGUGUCUGGACCAGGACGCUUGUCAGUUCAGGACAAACUCAUCUUGUCCUACUCUACCUAACCUGGAACCUGCUGGAUGUGUUAUGUGUACAGAUCAUGUGUACUGCAAAGAUUGUACGGAAGACCAGAAUUGUGCCUGGGUCAAAGAGGAAAAUAGAUGUGUACGGAAAGACAGAUUUACAGAUGCACUCUCUGACCCCGAACUCUGUUCUGUUCCUUGUCAGGAACGGAUUGGGUGUACAAGCUGUUUAUUAGAACAGGACUGUGUCUGGUGUCAGGAUACACAGGAAUGUUUUGCGUUUUCUGUGUACACGAGUCAGUAUCAAUAUGGAGGAUGUAAAUCCUGGGUUUAA
Messenger RNA from Eurytemora carolleeae, 2937 nucleotides. Its product is annotated as multiple epidermal growth factor-like domains protein 8. The transcript is spliced from 33 exons. Lineage: Eukaryota; Metazoa; Arthropoda; Copepoda; Calanoida; Temoridae. Bases 1 to 2937 code for a protein of 978 amino acids. The record is from RefSeq and is a predicted model, not a curated record. Gene Ontology annotation, molecular function: protein binding.